AUGGCUCAAACAAAACUACUCCUUUGCACUCUUUUCAUAACAUUGGUUUUAUCCCCAGAAAUUCCAUUCAGUGAGGGAAUGGAUUUGAACUUAGGGAACAAAAAUGGAUUCCCUAGCCUCCAAUCUCACAACCAGAACCCUGAGAAGGUGACCAAAAAUACUGUUGAACCCAAUAUCAACUUGCAUGGUGACAGCACAAACAAAGAAGCAUACGUGCAUCAGGCUGUACGUGUAUCUACAACACCCAUGCCGCCGAGUCAGGCACUAGCCAAGUCUCGGUCACAACCACUGGUUCAGGUGGAGGCCUUCCGACCCACAACACCGGGUCACAGUCCCGGUGAUGGUAAUUCCCUUCAAAUUUAG
Molecule: messenger RNA, 363 nt
Organism: Ilex paraguariensis (yerba mate)
Lineage: Eukaryota; Viridiplantae; Streptophyta; Magnoliopsida; Aquifoliales; Aquifoliaceae
Source: the annotation of a GenBank genome assembly